GCUGUUGCCACUUCGGAACUGCACCGCAUCCCCCCAGUCGCCUGCACCGCGGCGUCUCCGAGAACGCAGCCGCCUGUGUCGCACGUCUGCACAGUCUUGAUGGGAGGAUCGUCAGACCAGCGGUCAGGCGCGAUAUUGCUCGCAGUGUCUGUCGUGUCCUAUGUGUACUACUUCUUGUGGGUCAUUAUCACGCCCUUUGUCGACAAAGGUCACAUCGUCCAGAGCUUCUUCCCUGAGCGCUACUAUGCGAUCGCGAUUCCUUCUAUCAUACUCGUCGUGUUCCUUACCAUCUGCUCAACCUUCAUCGGGCUUGUUAUGAUUCAGUCAAAGCCCCCAAAGCCGAAAACCGAGUAAGGCGGGGCGGGACUGCGCUGAACAAACUACUUCGCCGCGCCAGUGCGUCCCAUCGUCAAGGGCCCUCUUGGCAGGUUUUACAUCAGGACGUGUUCGGCCUCGCAAGAAAGACGGAUUCGAAUGCUGCUUUCGGCCCCGUGGUCAAGAAAACGAAGGACAACCGGGAAGUCGUGUAGUGGAGCAUAUUUCAAAAGCAUAGCUGCUUGUGCGUUUGCAUCAAAUGCAUUCUAAUGUGAUGAAGGAAGAUAGUCUAUUGAA
Aphanomyces invadans is the source of this 612-nucleotide messenger RNA. RefSeq lists its product as hypothetical. Gene Ontology annotation, biological process: GPI anchor biosynthetic process. Gene Ontology annotation, cellular component: dolichol-phosphate-mannose synthase complex; endoplasmic reticulum membrane. Lineage: Eukaryota; Oomycota; Saprolegniomycetes; Saprolegniales; Verrucalvaceae. The record is from RefSeq and is a predicted model, not a curated record. The transcript has 3 exons. Bases 100 to 354 code for a protein of 84 amino acids. Gene Ontology annotation, molecular function: enzyme regulator activity.